AUGGCUCAGCCGAAGCAAAUUCUCUUUGUGAUUAUGUUUUGGCUUAUGAUGACUAAAUCAAUGAAUAGUCAAACAUGUUCAUACAUGUGGGAUCCAAUCUUUGAGUCUAACUCAGUCAAUCUUCCAGCUAUGUGUCCUGUGGACACAGUUAGUGGCUCAUCAUGCGUUUUUCCAUUUAAGUAUGGCGGAAUAACGUAUACAACUUGUACCAUCAAUGGUCCGAAUAAUAACAACUAUCAACCACAAUGUGCUAUUGCAGUUAAUUCAAAUAAUACUGCAUUAUUAUGGUCGUUUUGUAUUGUUCCUACUGAUGCAGUAAUUUACUAUGUUACAACUCGAAAAGGUGGUUCAUCAAAUGUAAAAGAUGGUAGUAUUCAAGGUGGUACUAUGAUAUGGAUAUAUGGCAAUCGAUUUGCAGAUAAUGGUUUUAGUUUAUUACCAUCUGUAUCAAAUACAAAUACAGUACAAUUAGUUAGUGGUUAUUCUAUUUAUGAUUGUGAAAUGCAUAAUGAUAAAGUAACUAGUACACAAUUGACUUGUUAUGCAUCAGCUAUGCCUGAAGGUGUUUAUCAAAUUCGAGUUUAUGUUAAUAAUAAUUUAAUUCCAUUAUAUCAAUAUAUUGAUAUAAAUCGUGCAACUUUUAUACCAUCAUUAAGUUAUACACCAAUUAUUUCUGGCAUUCAGCCACAAACCGGAACACCACAAACAUUAAUUACAAUAUCAGGUUUAUUUCGUACAGCAUGUUAUUCACGUGAUAUUGAUGGUUGCGCUCAAGAUAAUAAUCCACUUAUUUCUCGAAUUUAUUUGGGUGGUCAUCUUUGUAACGUGAUUAAUCCAGUUACAGGAGAUAUCUAUGCCAAUGUAAAUAAUACAUAUCUUAAAUGUAAUUUUGAGGGUACUGAAGUUGGAAUAUUUAAUCUGAGUAUGCUAGUUACUAAUGAAUAUGGUCGUUCAUUAGUCAAUUCAAAUCUUUAUCGAGUAUCAGCUACGGGUGACUUAUAUACAUUUCAAAGCUAUGCUGUUAUUUCAAAUGUAACACCAAAUCAAGGCAGUAUAGAAGGUGGUACUAAUCUAGCUAUUUAUGGAAAUUAUUUCAGUGACAGUCAACAAUAUCUAUUAGUAGUUAAAAUUGGAAAUGAAUAUUGUACAAUUUUAACUGUAAAUCAAACAAUAAUCCAAUGUAAAACACCAAAAAUACCAACAGUUACUCAAAAUCAAUAUCAAGGUGGUCGUGGCUUACAUAUUUUUCGUGAUUUGGGUGUCAUUAAUCAGAUUAAUUUAUCAAGUACUAAUCCACCAUACCCGAGUAUUAAUGCUAGUCAAACAUGGACAGAUGAUGCUUUAUAUAUGUCAAAUUCAUCAUUAUCUGAAACAGUAUGGCUUAUUGGUUUUAUACGUGUUCCAAAAUCAAAUAAUUUUACUUUUAUUUUGGAUACCAAUGGUGCAGCAGCUCUAUUUCUUAGUACGAAUGAUAAUCCAGCUAAUAAAGUAAAACUUUGUGAUGCAAGAAAUAUUCAAUCAAAUACAAUAGAAUUACAAAAUGAUACAAAUUAUUAUUUAUUUUGUGUUGGUUCUCGAUCAAAUGGUUUUUUACGAUUAGGAAUUCAAGCACAAAUAUAUGAAACAACAUUAACAGCAGGAACAUCAAGUUUUGUUCUUAAUGAAAUUCAACAAAUUGAUAUUAAUGCUACAAUCAUAUCUGAACAUCAACAAAUUAUUUAUACAACUAAUUUAACGAAUGGAGCAUCAGAAGUUCAAUCAUUACAAGUUGAUAGUUCAAUAUUUCAAAUUGGUUUUCGUGGUGUUUAUACAGCUAUUCUUACUGGACGACCCACUGCUAUGAUUGUUCAAACAGCUCUUAAUGAUUUGCCAUCAAUUUUUCCAUUGUCUGUAUCAGUUUUAGCAACAAGUACACUUUAUUUUAUAACAUUUCCAAUUGAAAUGGGUGAUGUUCCAUUACUUACAUGUAUUUCAUCAUCAUCUAAUAUACCAAAUAUAACUGAAAUUAUUCAAGGUAUUAGUUCAGGUUCAAAAUUAUUCUUUUCAUUAGAUGAUCAAUUAACAAAUUCAAUUGAUUUUAUUAAUACUAAUAUAACUCAAACAAAUCUUUUAGCAUUAUUCAAUGGUUUAUUUAGUAUACUUUGUCCACCGUCAAUAAAUAAUGCACAAAGAACAUCAUCAAUUGUUUAUUUACAAGAUUAUGAGACAAAUUGUAUUUAUGAUAAUACACCAAUUACAAUCAAUGCGUUUUGUGGUCAAUGUUCAUAUAUUGGUAACACAUUAGUUAAGGGAAACACUCGAUCAGGAAAUUAUUUAUGUUUCGCCUAUCGUUUACUUAAUAAUUAUGUUACUUCUAUUAGUACAACCGUACAAAUUAUUAGUGAUACAAUACAGACAAUUUGGUCAGACAUUUCAUUUACACCAAUAGCUGAUCAUAAUUGGCAUUAUACAUGUAUUGAUAUACGUGCAAAACUCAUAUCUCAAUCAGCAAUAGCUUCAUCUGUUUCAUCUAUUAUAAUUACUGAUGCAUCACUCAAUCGUAAUAUUAAAAGAGGUAUUAUUAUUGAUACAGUAUCAAUAAGAACAGCAUUACCCUAUGGAUAUGAUAUUGCAAGUUCUAAUUCAAGUGUUCAAUCAUUAAAUUCAUCAUGCAUUUUUCCAUUUUAUUAUAAUGGAAAAAGUUAUUCAAUAUGUACAUUAAAUGAAAACAAUAUACCUAUUUGUGCUGAUAGUUUUAAUCAAAUAUAUUCAUGUUUUAGUUCAGCUAUGGAAGGUGUACGAAGACAUUAUCCAAAACAUCAAUUAGUUUAUAAUACAUUAAAAGUUCAAUAUACACCAGCUAAUUCGACUAUUGAUGUUUAUUUUCGAUAUAGUGAUUGUACAAAUCCAUCACUUAUCGGUGCUUGGCCUAAUUCGGCAAGUUACUUUUUUUUGUUUAUAUGUUUUUUUUUUUCAUUAUUUACAUUCUGUUUUUGUUUUCAGAAUGCAAUAAUAACAAGAAUAACAACAGUAUCUAGUCCUGCAAGUGGUUCAUUUGAUCUUAUCUUUAAUGGACAAACAUAUUCAUCAAUUCCAGUUGAUAUUUCAACAUUAGAUUUAACUAAUCGUCUUCAAUCAUCAUCUGAUUUUGGUUUUUUAAAUAUAACACGUUCACGUGAUUGUACAGGAUAUUCAUAUAGAAUUGAAUGCUUAGGUAAUGGUGGUAAAAAAUCACCUAUAUCAAUUGCAAAUAUUGAUUCUAUCUCACCAAAUGGUACAACAGUUACAGCAUCUGUCAUACAAUCAGGUGGAAUUAUUUAUAAACCAUUACCGGGAGAUAUGACAAGAACAUAUCAUACAAAUCCUCAGAUAGAAGUUUUUGUUGGCGGUUUCCUAUCCAAAUGUUCCAGUAGUAAUGCAUGUGAUUUUCAAUGGUCAACUACUCGAACACCAUCUGUAUCAUCCAUUGAACAAAAUGAUAUGAUAUUGACAAUUACUGGUACGGAUUUUAGUACAACAGCAAGCUCCAAUGAAAUUAUUAUUGGAACAGAAGGUUCAUGCACAGUAAUAUUAUCUACGACAACAUCAUUAAUAUGUACAAUUAUUGAUGCUCCGUCAGGCACUUAUUCUGUACAAGUCAACGUUGCUGAUAAAGGUUAUGCAAUAGGUACUUCGAAUUUUACAGUAACAAUACCACUUCAAAUUACUUCAAUUUUGCCAAUAGAAGGAGGAGCAGGUGGAGGCUACACUCUGACACUGACAGGAUCAGGAUUUUCAUCAUCAUCGACAGUUACUAUUGAUAAUAACUUAUGUACUGAUCUUAUAAUAUCUAAUUUUUCUUUUAUAACAUGUAUUGUACCACCUACAACUGCUAUUAAUGAUAGUGAAGUAUCUGUAAUUGUUGCUGAUGGUUCUAAUUCCAUUAUUGCAUCUACUCAAUUCGUAUAUAAUGUUGCUGAUACACCUUCAAUUACAUCAAUUAGUCCUAACGUUAUGAAUACAGCUGGUGGUCAAUUGACUAUUAAUGGAACAAAUUUUGGUACUAAUUCAGUUUCUGUAUUUAUUGGCACAAUAAGGGCAGCUAUUAUUUCAAUAUCAUCUACACAAAUUCUUGCUAUUUUACCUUCAUUAGCUCCUGGUAUUUAUUCAAUUAAAGUUUCGACAACAAAUGGCUAUGCUCGUCCAUUAGUACAAAUUGAAUAUCGUUUUUAUAUUCAAAAUAUUUCACCACAAAUUGGUUCAUUAUAUGGUGGAACUGAUGUAUAUAUACAAGGAGAAGGUUUUAAUGAUUCAUCUGUUGUCACAUUUACUGAUAAUAAUAAUAAUAAUAAUAAUAAACCAUGCACUAUUAUUUCUAUUCAAUCAAAUCAAAUCCAUUGUCAAACAACUACUGCUAUUUCUCGUGUUAUUAUUACAUCAGAUGGUAUUGAUCCAAUAUAUGGAAGUGGUUUUGCUUGGUCACCACAAUAUGUAACGGUAGAACAAGGUACCAUUGUCGAAUGGCAAUGGAAUACAUCAACUCUUUUAUCGACACUUGCUUAUAAAGUACAACAAGUAGCUAAUGGUUAUGAUACAGAACCACUACCAGGUGGAUUUGAUUCAGGCAGUGCAACAUCAUCGGGAACGUUUUCAUAUCAAUUUCAAACAUUAGAUACUUAUUACUAUUGGUCACCAUUUGUUGAUUCAUCCGGUCAAAUAUCUAUGCGUGGAGUGAUAACAGUAAUUCCUGCUCAACCACAGAUACUUACGAUGAACAUCAUAUCAGGAACAUUUACUGCUCAAUCAUGUACUUUUCCAUUCAAUUAUGAUUCUAUCAAUUAUACAUCAUGUACUACAGUUAACGAUACUCAAGAGUGGUGUUCACCAACAUUUGAUUAUACUGGACAACGCCUCUAUUGUACAGCUUCAGCUCCUAUACCAGCGUCAUCUUGUAAUUCAAGCUCUUGGAUUGAUCCAAGUUCAUGUUCACAAACGAUUCCUAAUUCAAAUUCACUUCAGUUUCUUUUUACACCAUGUACUAUUGGUUCAGUAGCAUCAAUUUCACCACAACAAGGUAUUGCUGGUACAUUCAUUACAAUCACAGGAACAAAUUUCAGUACAAUACUAUGUGAAAAUCAUAUUUUCAUUGGUUCAUCCUAUGAUUGUUCAAUAGCAAGUGCAUCUACAACAGAAAUUGUUUGUGAAAUUGCUUCGAAUUCAUCACUUAAUGCUAAAAUGAUUCAAGACAUACGUGUUGUACGAGAUCGUCAAGGUUAUCUAAGUAAUAGUGGUCUUAUACAAUUUCAAUUUCAAGCAUCUAUUUCUAGUAUAUUACCCAUAGAAGGUUCAAUCUAUGGUGGUACUGAAGUUACAAUAACUGGUGAUGGAUUUAUACCGAUUGAUACUCGUAUCAUUGUUGGAAGUAUCGAAUAUACUAGUAUGGCAACAAUUACUUAUUCUCAAAUAAUAUUUACUACUCAAAUACCACCAACUGAGUACAUUAAUCAAAUUAUUCCUAUUACGAUAUUGGUUGGGACAAAUAUUGCUAUAUGUUCAUUCGAAACAUGUUCAUUUACUUGGGCUGAAAGUGUUACACCUUAUCUUGAUUCAGUUUAUCCAACAUCUAUCGCUGGCCCACAAUUAUUAACAUUGACUGGUCGAAAUAUAGCAAUGAAUGAUACAAUGUCAUCUACUAGUAUUCAUGUCACUAUCAAUGGGCAAAUAUGCAACGUGACAUCAGUAUCGAACUCUACUAUUGUAUGUCAAACUGAUAGUAUUCAAGUUGGAGUUCAUCCUAUUGUCGCAUCAAUUGAUGGUAUUGGAACAGUUCUAUCAUCAGCAAUGCUUAUAUCAAGAAUAUCUAUUUCAAAUUUUUCACCUACAAACAGUAGUAUCUAUGGUGGUGCUCUUCUCACAAUUGAUGGUAAUGGGUUUGCUAGUUCAAUCACUAAUGUUGAAGUUAUGAUUGGUUCAAACAGAUGUACAAUAGUUCGAACAACACCUGGCCAAAUUCAAUGUAUAACUCCAGCUCAAGGAUCUAAUCCAUCAUCAGUUACAAUCCAUAUUAUUUCAAAUGGUAUAACUUUUUCUGAUGCGUUUACAGCGACGUAUAGCUCAGCUAUUACACCUACAAUCACAUCAAUUUAUCCUACAUCAGGAAGUACUGGCGAAACAUUGACAAUUACAGGCAUAAAUUUUGUUGAUGAUGAAACGAGUAUUUUAGUAGGUGGCAUUUCAUGUGCAAUUAUCAAUAUGUCAACAACAUUGAUUACAUGUACGGUAGGAUCAAGCCCGGCCGGAAAUCAAUCAGUCGUUGCUUAUGUAACAUCGGUUGGUAAAUCAAAUUCGAAUAUUCAAUUUCAAUAUAUUUUACAAGUUAGCAAUAUAACACCUUCAAGUGGUAGUUAUGGUGGUAGUCAAAUAGUAACUAUUGUUGGUGAUGGAUUUAGUGGGUACAAUAUUAGAGUUGCUAUUUGCAAUCAAACUUGUCAAUCAGUAGUUAUUAUAUCAAAUACACAAAUGACUUGUGUUACACCGUCAGUAACUAUUAAUUCAUCAGAUACGACAUGUAAUUUAACAGUGUCUGUUGGAAGUUUAACACAAAGUAUACCGUAUGUUUAUGAAGCGAAUUUAACAGCAGUUGUAACAUCUAUUAGUCCAACUCGAGGUGGAACUGGUGGUGGUACACUGUUAACAAUCUUUGGAACAAAUUUUCCAGCGACAAUUAAUGCAGUAUCAGUGAGCAUUGCUGAUAUUUCAUGUUCAAUUCAAACAAUUUCAUCAAUGAUUAUAACCUGCUUGACAGGUAAUUAUUCAGAAACAACCAUUCAGGCACCUAUGAUUGUUCAUUUGGUUAACGGUGGUAAUGCAGUCGGUUCAGUUCUAUAUCAAUAUAUUGAUCUUUGGUCAAGUCCAUGGACAUGGGGUGGUGAUACUCCGCCUGAGGCUGGUACUAUUGUUUCAAUUGAAAAUGGAAAAACGGUUCAUUUCGAUACAAUAACACCUAUUCUUAAAGCUGUGAUCAUUGAUAAUUCAUCCCUAAUUUUUGAUGAUAAUCAAGAUGUCAGUUUGAAUGCUGAAUACAUUUUAGUUGUUAAUGGUGGUCGUCUACAAAUUGGUACUGAAGCAAAUCCAUUUCAACAUAAAGCUGUCAUCACGAUGCAUGGUCAUUUAAGAUCAAUAGAAUUACCAAUCUUCGGAGCUAAAGUUUUGGCACUACGAGAUGGCACAGUGGAUAUGCAUGGAAAAACUGUUACACAAACGUGGACACAUCUAGCUGCAACAGUUUCUAGUGGCUCCUCUCAAAUUACUCUUCGUCAAGCAGUUAAUUGGCCAGUGAGCAGUACAAUUGUCAUUGCAACUACAGGUGAUUAUUUAAGUCAAGGACAAAGUGAAAUACGUACAAUAACAGCUGUAUCAGACAAUGGAUAUACAUUAACAUUGAAUUCACCAUUGACCUAUACUCAUUUGGGUGUCACACAAUAUGUUGGUUCCACAACAGUGGAAGUUCGUGCUGAAGUGGGUCUUCUAUCCCACAAUGUUAUCUUUCAAGGUUUGCCAGUGACAUGA
Molecule: messenger RNA, 7527 nt
Organism: Rotaria sp. Silwood2
Lineage: Eukaryota; Metazoa; Rotifera; Eurotatoria; Philodinida; Philodinidae
Source: the annotation of a GenBank genome assembly